Messenger RNA from Amphibalanus amphitrite, 2852 nucleotides. Its product is annotated as protein asteroid-like. The coding region runs from base 177 to 2582 and encodes 801 amino acids. The transcript is spliced from 7 exons. The record is from RefSeq and is a predicted model, not a curated record. NCBI's taxonomy places the organism in Eukaryota, Metazoa, Arthropoda, Thecostraca, Balanomorpha, Balanidae.
GUGCGCCACCUUGAUGUAAACAAAAACACGUGGGCGGGCGCGGCGAUGUGAAUAGCUGGCGCUAAAUUUUUAAUUUUAUAUUUUGGCUUUCGUUUUGCUUUAUCCAGCAACAUCCCAUAGUUUCAAGACAUGAUAUUUCAUCAAUGAUUCGUGGGGUUUGAUCUUGCUCCCGAAAAAUGGGCGUGCGGGGCUUAUCAACGUUCAUCAAGGAACGGCGCGACAAGUUUUUGGUCAGGCACAAGCUGUGUAAUGAGGUGGUUAUACUUGAUGGGGACAAUGUGAUUCACUAUAUCAAUGCUAAUUCAAAGGGUCUGAACUUUGCUUUUGGUGGGGACUACCAAAAGUAUGCAUGGAAGGUAGAGGCUUUCUUCAACAACCUGCAAAGAUGUGGUAUAACCCCUAUAGUACUUCUUGAUGGCGGAUCAGACCCAAGCAAUCGGAAACUCAAGACAGCUUUCAGCAGGUUGACAAGCAAGCUGGAGGUCACCAGGAAACUGGCACCAACAUCACAACACAGGCACACAUGCCUCCCUCUGCUCACCAAGGCAGCCUUUGUGGAAGUGCUGAAUCGCCUCGGUCUCCCGUACGCCGUCUGCCCGUUCGAGGCCGACGAGCCGGUUGCCGCGCUGGCCCGGCACCUCAGCUGCAGUGUGGUCAGCGACGACACGGACUUUUUCGCGUUCGGUGUGCGCUGCGUGCCGCUGGGGUCCCUGUCGGCCGAACCGGAGUGCGGACUGGACGGACAGCCGUACAUGGACUGCACGCUCUUCAGACAUGACCGUUUUAUGGAGGAGUACGGUCUGCGACCUCAGCUGAUGCCGCUGCUGGCCUGUCUGCUCGGUAACGACUACAUCAGUCCCGGAUCGCUGCGGGCCUUCUUCCGGCACGUGCCGCGGCCUUACGGCCAGCGCCGCGGCCGGCCCUCGGCUCUGCGGAUCAGCGGCGCGCUGGCCUGGCUCCGGCGGCACACCGAUCCGGAGGAGGCACUACAGGAGGUGCUUAGUCUGAUCCGUAAGGAGGAGCGUGCCAUUGUGGGCCAGCUGGUGCGGAGACUGAUGGACAACUACAGCCAGUGUGGCUGGUCGGAGGACCUGAUCGGGCAGCUCCGACUGCCGCCGGGACUGGUCGGGACGACGGCGGAACAAGACAGUGAGGUGCUGCCAUCUACGGAGGAGUCUGAAAGCCAGCCUGUCGACCGUCUCGCGAAUUUAUCGCUGAACGGAACAGCAGAAUCUCUAAAGCGUACCCGUGAUGAGCCGGAUGCCGCCUCUGAUGAUGACCUAUCCGAUGACGGGUCUGAAGACAUGGAGGACGUGUCCGAUGACGCCUCUGAAGACUACGCUGACGCUGAUGUGUCUGGCGAUGACGUCUCCGGUUGUGAUGACGAGUCGUCAGCGGUGUUGGACGGUCGUCUCCUGCUGGACGGAGCUCCGCCGCCCGGCUGGCUCUCAGACGCUCUGCGCCGCGGCCAGUGUACCAAUGACGUCAUCAACCUGAUGUCGGGACAGCCGCUGCUGGAGGAGCCCCAGGUGGAGGACCCUCGCCAGCGUCCGUCGUGUGUGUGCGUGGAGCCUCUACUGCGCUGGUUGUGCACCUGUCUGCACGGCCAGCCGGACCGCGCCGUCACCGUGUACCGUCGAGCCGACUCGGGCCGGUCCGUGGUGCGUCGGCAACUCGCGCCACCCGCCGCCGACGCGCCGCAGCCGCCGCCGCUGGCCGCCGUGCCGGCGAUGACGCUGGCCGAGCGGCGUCACGCGGUGCUGAUGGCGCUCGGUGCGCCACUGGUCCCCUCCUCGUCCUCGGAGAAGAAUUCAGUGCCGGGUCAGACGCCGCUGGCGGUCCCUGAAUGUACCCAGGAGCCGGCAAAGGAGUCGGAGCGGCGGUCUGCGGCGGGAGUGACCCUAGGAGCAGCACUAGACGUGCUGCCGGAGCGGCAUCACCUUCUGGCAGCAGCGCUGUGCUACUGGCGCCGCCACUCGGUUGCGCCGGUCACCGCUGCUCAUUUAGGCGCCCUGCUGCUCCCUGAGCGUCGUUCCGAGCCGGGUGUGUCUCGUCUGGCCGGUCCCGACCCUCGCCUUCUCUCGGGUGACGUGUCCUUCGAGCAGCGCGUGGCACAUCAGUUGGCCCAGCUGCAGUGUGUGCUGGCGCAGGCUAACAACAUCAACACGCUCAUGGGCGCACCUCUGCAGCUGGUGUCACCAUCACGUGUCUUCGCCGGUCCACUAGUGUAUAACGCGUUGAUGCAGCUGAGGAGACUCGGUCUGGAGGCGGUGGAGCAGUGGCUGACGGAGCCGGCACUGCGCGAGUGGCGCCGAGAGCUGGAGCUGCUGUGUCGUGUGACGGGCGUGGACCCAGAGCUGCGACCGGCCAAACCCGUCCUGGUACCCGCGGCUAAGGCGUCCCGGCCUGCCGCUGGGGAAGUGGGAAAGACGAAGGAGGUGGGAGAUGGGAUGGGAAGGUCAAAGACGUCUCGGAGAGCUCGGCCUCAGCCGCAGUUGACGGGUAACAAGUUCGCGGCGCUGCUACAGGACAGUGACGGCGGCGCUAGUGGGGACGAUUCAGAUGCAUCGGGUGAUAGCUGACCAAAGCUAUGGUGCUAUGAUAUGAUUGUUGGCUAAAGACGAAUGAUGUAGUGUUUAAUGUGGAUGCGCCGACUCCAUGUUACUCAAUGUUCAACACUACCGCGCGCUGUUUGACAUGGAGAAUCGCUGUUUGUUUUUAUAUAGAUGUUUACCAGGGAGGUUUGCUGUCUUUUCAAUCGGAUUUUGGAUACAAUGUUUUAGUGUGAUUCUCAACAGAUUGUUAAAUAUCAGUUUUGCUUGACCUUUCUGGUAAAUACAGAAUCAAAACCA